Messenger RNA from Saprolegnia parasitica CBS 223.65, 375 nucleotides. RefSeq lists its product as hypothetical. NCBI's taxonomy places the organism in Eukaryota, Oomycota, Saprolegniomycetes, Saprolegniales, Saprolegniaceae. The coding region runs from base 7 to 375 and encodes 122 amino acids. The transcript has a single exon. The record is from RefSeq and is a predicted model, not a curated record.
AGACCGAUGACGGCCGCGAUGAAGCGCGCUGCACCGUUGGGCGACGACGCUGACGACGACGACGACGAGCUGCGCCUCGCGUUCUUAUCGCCGAUGGCAACACCGAGCGCCCGGCCGCAGAACCCGGUCGUGAGCCUCCUCGAGGCCGCGCAGUCGCCCCGGCCCGUGCAGCUGGCGACCACGAUGCUCAAGAAGCGCAAGCACGACAUGAUCGUCAAGCCCGUGCCAAAGCGUGCGGGCCCACCGAGCCAGCAGUGGCGGCCAUCGCUGCCGCCCGAGAUCGACCAAGCGUCAUCGCCAUCAUCCUUCUGCUGCAGCUACGUCGAGACGCAGACCAAGUUCAGUCGCCUCGCGCUGGGCAGUGACCCGCCAUAA